Molecule: messenger RNA, 3644 nt
Organism: Lethenteron reissneri (Far Eastern brook lamprey)
Lineage: Eukaryota; Metazoa; Chordata; Hyperoartia; Petromyzontiformes; Petromyzontidae
Product: cornifelin homolog A-like
Source: RefSeq, a predicted model, not a curated record
UCUCUACUCUCAUUCCUCGACACCCUCCCCUCCACCACGGAGCUCACCUCCACACACAGCCGCAAGCCUCCUCCUCCUCCCAGCCAGCCAGCUAGCCCAGCGUGCACGUGGCGGUGAUGUCGCAGCCGACCGUGGUGACCCAGCAGCCCGGCGUGCCGUACGCCCCGCGCGCCCAGGAGGAGUGGAACUCGGGCCUCUGCGACUGCACUGAUGACAUGGGCAUCUGCUGCUGUGGGCUGUUCUGUUUGCCGUGCCUCGAGUGCCGCGUGGCGAGGGACUAUGGCGAGUGCUGCUGCUUGCCAUUGUUGCCCGGCACCAGCUUCUCCAUACGCACCGGCAUACGGGAGCGUUACCAUAUCGAGGGCACGGUGUGCCGUGAUUGGGUCCACCUGGCAUGCUGCUUUUCGUGCGCCUUGUGCCAGACUGCGCGGGAGCUCAAGCAUCGGCGCGCGCAGGCGAACGUGGUCACCUACCGCGGAUAAGAGGGCAUCGCCAUCAUCACCACCACCAUCGUCAUCAUCAUGAUUAGCACUAUCAUCAUAGAACAACCAUCAUCAUUACCACCACCACCACCACCUACAUCACCACCACCAGUACCAUCGUCAACAUCAUAAAACAACCAUCACCUUCAUGAUCAUCAUCAUCAUGAUCAUCAUUACCACCGCCAUCAUCAUAGAGCCACCACCAACAACCUACAUACAACAACCACGACUAUCAUCACCACCGCCAUCAUCAUAAUCAUCAUCACCACCACCAUCAUCAUAGAACCACCACUAAAACCUACGUACAACCACCAAGAUCAGCAUCAUCCUGAAACACAUGCCGGGUGGAUGCCGUGUGCGUGGAUCGGGCUUCAAGGGAACACUUCUGCGCACGGGCAGCGGAGACACAAUCACCCCACUCCCGCCCCGUGUUCGAAAAGAGCCCCGCUGAAGUGGCUGUGUGCACACACGCUUCGGAUUUAGUUUUUGGCAUCGAGAUCCGUGAAACAUAUAUAUUGUUGGAAUUAUCCGCAGACAAUUGAGAGCCUCGUGCAGUACGGGUUCACCACGUGGAUGUCACGAGGGGCACGGCACUGACAAUCGGCAAUCGGUGCCUCCCAACAUCCCCACUCCACCGCCACAACUGCAUGUCUAUCUGUCUGUGUAUUUAACUUCUUUUUUAUCGAAAGUAGCCAACCGCGGUGGUGCAGUGGAUAGCGCUACGCUGCGCUUUGAACCUGGCGACCCGAUUUCGAUUCUCGCUCACGGCCAACGCUAGUGACGAUUAUUUGAACCGGUCCUGGGCCUCCCCUAGGUCGACUCAGCCUCAAAAAUGUACCUGGUGCGGUGUAUAAACAUCGCCACGAGGGAGACAGCAGGUCGGGCAUGGUGCUGGCCACCCACCCACCCCCUCGUGUACUCUGCUGGCCUUCAUAGGUGCUACUCGCUAACAGCACUUUCACCAACAGUCUGUUAAGGCUAUAUGGGAGCUCUUUGUCUUUCUGUUGAAAUCCUUUCGUCCCGUGCGUAGCCAAACCGCGCUAAUCGGAGGUGCGGGACAUCGCGUGUGUUUUGUGGCACGCCAACUCUGCACGCCUCUGUGUUAUGCACUUUUAAAUCACCUCGAUUGAAAACGCAUUUCUUUAGAACUGCUUUUGGCGUGUUUAGUUUGUCGUGCUUCCACCCCCCCUCCGCACACCUCCGAUCUAUCACGGUAGGGCUAUGUACGUUGCGAAAGAAGUUCUACUACGUACAUAGGCCCACGCGUGUGUGUGCUGUCGAAUCUGUUUGUGUUUCCGGCAGCCUGAAUGGAUGUUUCCGUUACGAUGGGGCUUUACAGAUUUGCAAGGUUGAACUCCGCAGCCACUCGUCACGUGUAGCCACCACCCCGCAGUUUCCAAAAUGUAGCUAGCCGAUCGUCUCGGCUCGGUCACCCACUGACUCACCGAGAGACACGUAGCCUUACAUAGAGACCCAUCUGAUACAGGGAGCUUCAAACAAAUACCACAAGAAAUGUGACGCCACCGGGCUCUGGAGACCACCUGGAGAAGAUUCCAGGGCAUGUGUUGACAAUGAUGGCGAACAAGUGGAGACUCUUUGAGUUUUCGAAGCUAUGAACAUUACAUUUGUUAUCAUGUUGCAGUGUGUUAUCCAUUAAAAACAAUAGCCCAUGUAAGCGUUAACAUUGUUUUGAAGCACCAAGCAUAUAUGGAGAGGUAUAAACUCGCACACACGCACACAUUGAGUUGUCACCACUCAGACUCAUAGCCACCACUCUGCCCGUUGAAUUGUAAUUGUCUUCAAGAAACGAGACGCAAUAUGUGGCAAUGUGGCUGCUGUCGCCGCUGUUACUGCGUUGGCAGUGGUGCACAACCACAAACCCUCAACACGCUCGUCAGAUACAACCCUGUGACCCCGAAAGGAACACAGGAUGUCGAGGUGAUGUGUGCGGUUGGGCUUCUUUCACGCACCGUACGUGAGCCAACCGUGCCAAUAGGUGGUUGCGACCUAUGGGUCUUGAAGGGCCAUCGUCUAAAAUAAUCGUGCCGGCGUGUGCGUAAACCGUAAGAUGCAAAACGGCUAAGGCUAAAGAUCCCGCGUUUAGCGCCGUUGGCAACGUACGUUGCGACAGAAGUUCAACAUACAUACACAUCCACACACACACGAUUUACUUAGAAACCUUUUUACCGAGCCGUUGUGCCUACCCCCCUCCCUCCGUCACGGUCUAAUCUUUUGCCGAAUUAUUACAUUUAAUAAAAUGACUCCAUUUGGAAAUCGUUGACUCAAUUCUGCGAACGCCUGUCAGGAAACCCUCCUGCUCGAGUCUUGAGGCUCGUGGAGGCUUUACUGCAGGCUAAUCGAGCGGAGUGAUGAACAAUACCAUGUUUUCUUUUAGGUCGGUGUGAAUAGUGAAUUUAUUGCUUUUUUUAAUUCACCAGGCAAGGCCCGCUGAGCUGUGUAGCUCUUCAUGCAGAAGCGACCUGGCUGUCACAAACAAUAGCUCAACGAAGUGGCCGAUAUCGCCAUGGCGCGUAAAUGUAUAGCACGAGCUAAAUAUUCGGAACGAGUGACGUAAAUGUAUAGCACGAGCCAAAUAUUCGGAACGAGUGACGUAAAUGUAUAGCACGAGCCAAAUAUUCGGAACGAGUGACGUUGAUCCACGCGACCACGGAGAGAGAGACGCAAACUCCAAUUAUACAGCAGAAGGCAUCAGGGUCGGGAUGGAACCCACGACCUCCUGAAUACCAGGCGAGGUAGUUAACAUCUCCUAGCCACCGUGGUCGCCACGGAUUCCCCUCAUUUGCCCCGUUUGUACCGUCUCGUUCGUAUUCAUUGCGUGUUUAAUCUCGCCUGGAGUUAAGUUCGCUUCCACGGCUCGCCAAAACGAAACGGUCACGCGUCAGAUCGGACGAGUCGUAAACGAAUCAAUUUCUUUGUUUAUCUAUCGCCAGUGUAAGAAUGUAUUGAGAAUCAUCGACUUGUUAUGACUUGCCUAUUGUAUCGCGCUUUUUUGUUGCAUAACGUGCACCGAAUUCCCUUUGGCGCGUACACUGAUGAUUGCGGUGUACACUGAUAAUGAUUACGGUGUACACUGAUAAUGAUUACGGUGUACACUGAUCAUAUUUACGGUGUGCUUUCAGUUGCUACUUUGAUUUUUGAGUG